Gavia stellata (red-throated loon) is the source of this 960-nucleotide messenger RNA. It is a transcript of the gene SIX3, whose product is annotated as SIX homeobox 3. NCBI's taxonomy places the organism in Eukaryota, Metazoa, Chordata, Aves, Gaviiformes, Gaviidae. Gene Ontology annotation, biological process: eye development; brain development; regulation of transcription by RNA polymerase II. The record is from RefSeq and is a predicted model, not a curated record. Gene Ontology annotation, molecular function: RNA polymerase II cis-regulatory region sequence-specific DNA binding; DNA-binding transcription factor activity, RNA polymerase II-specific. Gene Ontology annotation, cellular component: transcription regulator complex; nucleus. The coding region runs from base 1 to 960 and encodes 319 amino acids. The transcript has 2 exons.
AUGGUGUUCAGGUCCCCGCUAGAGCUUUAUCCCACCCAUUUCUUCUUGCCAAACUUCGCCGCCGACCCGCACCACCGCUCCCUCCUUCUCGCCAGCGGCGGCGGCGGCGGCGGCAGCGGCAGCGGCUCGGGCUGCAGCCCCGGUGCCGGCGGCGGUGGAGGCGGCAGCUCCCGGGCACCCCACGAAGAGUUGUCAAUGUUUCAGCUGCCCACACUCAACUUCUCCCCGGAGCAAGUGGCCAGCGUCUGCGAGACGCUGGAGGAGACUGGAGACAUAGAGAGGCUGGGGAGGUUCCUCUGGUCGCUGCCGGUGGCGCCGGGGGCAUGCGAGGCCAUCAACAAGCACGAGUCCAUCCUCCGCGCCCGGGCGGUGGUGGCCUUCCACACGGGCAACUUCCGAGACCUCUACCACAUCCUGGAGAACCACAAAUUCACCAAGGAGUCCCACGGCAAGUUGCAGGCCAUGUGGCUCGAAGCGCACUACCAGGAGGCCGAGAAGCUAAGGGGUCGCCCGCUGGGGCCGGUUGAUAAAUACAGGGUGAGAAAGAAGUUUCCGCUGCCCAGGACCAUUUGGGAUGGCGAGCAGAAGACGCACUGCUUCAAGGAGAGGACUCGCAGCCUCCUGAGGGAGUGGUACCUGCAGGACCCUUACCCCAACCCCAGCAAGAAAAGGGAACUGGCUCAGGCCACGGGGCUCACCCCCACGCAAGUAGGCAACUGGUUCAAAAACCGAAGGCAAAGAGACAGAGCAGCGGCGGCUAAAAACAGGCUCCAGCACCAGGCGAUAGGACAGAGCGGCAUGCGGUCGCUGGCAGAGCCCGGCUGCCCGACACACAGCUCGGCCGAGUCUCCGUCCACGGCGGCCAGCCCGACCACCAGCGUCUCCAGUUUGACAGAAAGAGCCGAGACGGGCACCUCCAUCCUCUCGGUAACCUCCAGCGACUCGGAAUGUGAUGUAUGA